AUGAUCGAAGACGUAUUCAAAAUUCAGAACAAGACAUCAGACAAAGACUCGUACAAAAGAGAUAAAGAAAGAGUAAAAUUGUUCUUGAGCACUUUAGCUAAUAUUACUAACGAUAAUGUUAGUAGAAAAGAUGAAGAUCUCAUAAACGUUAUCAUUGCCUCAAUAAACAGAAUUAAAAAUAAUAUAAGUGACACAUCGGACAAGUUAAACGAAGCUAUCAUAGUAAAACCUUCUAAAGAAAACAACACAACUGAAAUAAAGAAAGCAAGUCAAAUCAAAAGUGGCAUUGAAGAUAAAAUUGAUAUAUUUCUUAACAAUUCAUCUAAAAAACAUACAACGAAAAGUAUAGAAAAGAAUGACGAUGACAGUACAACAGAAACUACAAAAUACGUUGAGAUUUUAACAAAAGAUCCUCACACAAAAAAUUCUACGUCUGCUAACAUUUUAGAAGUACUGAAGCAUUUGAUGCCUUUAUUUAACAGUACGUUAACUAAAGAAGUACAUAACAUAACUAUAAUAGAAAGAGAUCAUAAGAAUAAUCAUUCAUUUUCUGCCACUAAAAAUGUUUCGACCAUCAUAGUCACAUAUUGUGAUAAUGAUAAUAAUUUUGCAAAAGAAAAUAAAACUUUGGUUAACAAGAAAGGUGAUGAUAAACCUGAAAUUGAUCGUGUUGACUUUUAUGACGAUGGAGACGAUCUGGAGUUAGAUGGGGAAGGAGAAGCACAUAAUAUAACGAAAGAAGAAAACAGAGAGAUUAUGGAAGCGGCUGAGUAUGGGAUGCAGAAGAUGCAUGAGUUGUACUCUGUUUUGGAGCCUAAGCUUUAUUCUAUGGGUCUCUGGUUGGAUGACUCCAGUCCAGCUCGCUACGUGGCAGCAUUCAACGCUCCUUCUGAAGAAGCAGCCAAGUUUUCCCGAUACGGCUACGCUUCUCUACAAGCCGCCACUAAACUGAAGCAGCUCAUCAAGUAA
Messenger RNA from Spodoptera exigua (beet armyworm), 969 nucleotides. Lineage: Eukaryota; Metazoa; Arthropoda; Insecta; Lepidoptera; Noctuidae. The record is from the annotation of a GenBank genome assembly.